Ostreobium quekettii is the source of this 951-nucleotide messenger RNA. Lineage: Eukaryota; Viridiplantae; Chlorophyta; Ulvophyceae; Bryopsidales; Ostreobiaceae. The record is from the annotation of a GenBank genome assembly.
AUGGCGAAACUCAGCGAGGCGGAGGCCGCGGUGUACGACCGGCAGAUCCGCGUGUGGGGAGUGGAGGUCCAAAAGAGGUUGCAAGCAUCUAAGGUCCUCUUAAUCGGCUGCAGUGGCCUGGCUGCCGAGGUCGCCAAAAACAUAGUCCUGGCUGGGGUUGGCUCCCUUUCGUUGAUGGAUGACACACCGUGCUCUUCUGGUGCCUUGGGGAACUUCCUGAUCCCUGCGAAUGUUGAUGGUUCCAUGAGCGUGGCAUCUGCCAGUGUGGUUACACUUCAAGAAAUGAACCCACUUGUGAAUGUGAGGGCCUGCCCAGGGUUGGGCUGGAGCUCAGAGCUGGCAGAGGGCUUCAGGGAAUAUGAUGUCAUCGUCCAAUCCGGGGGCAACCUGGCAGAGAGACAGCAGCUCGAUGAAUGGUGCAGCGAAAAUGGCAUUAAAUUCUUCACUGCGAGUGUCCAUGGGACGGUUGGCUACUUGUUCGCCAACCUGCAGUCCCAUACCUUCACACUCAAGGAGGACAAGGGCAAAGAGGCGUCGGACAUGUGCGUGGAGCGCACAAAGACUUACCCUCGCCUCUCAGCAGCGCUGUGUGUUCCACAGAAAAACCUUCCCAACAAGACGCACUGCCUCUACUUCAUUUUGCAAGUGUGCGCGGAGUUCCAACGGCGGCUGUCCCGUCCCCCAGCUGCCGCUGACAUCGAGGACGUGAAGUCUCUGGCGAGGCGCAUGGCCGCGGACGGCGGCCUGAGCGAGCGCCUCUACAGCGAGCGGCUGCUGUCGCUGUUCGUUGAGGGGGCGGGGGAGCUGGCGGCCGUGUGCGCCAUCGUGGGCGGCAUCCUUGGCAAUGAGAUCGUCAAGGUCGUGUCGGGAAGAGGGGAGCCGCUCCGAAAUUUUUUCUUUUUUUCCUUGCAUGAUGGGCGAGGCGUGGCACAGGAGAUCGGGUGCGCGUGA